AUGCCACGUGCACAGAGAAAAAGGCGACGUCAACGGCAAAACCUUACCAAAUUUCAAAUAUUCUUGCUUCCGAGCGAACUGCGCGACUCGGUGCUGAGAAAGCUACGAGAAAGAGAGGCGAUGAGGGUACUGCAAGUGAACAGAUCACUACGCAAUUGGCUCCUACUCAACGGGCCAUUUGGGAAGACCCUAUCGCGAAUUGAUGUGGUCAUUUGGAGCCCAGAAAAUGGGGACACAAGCAUCGACUUUUCUCUUGAAAAUGGCUCUCAGAGAUGGACGGCACAGCGAAUUCUCCAGCACGGGAAGGCCCUAUUGAGACAGGUGAACUCGUGUCGCCGCCUUAAAGUGACCAACACGGCGAAAAGCGGCAAACGAAGCUGGCUGCCGGUCGAGAAGUUCGCCGAGUGCUUUCCGAGCCUCCUCGACGCGGCCCACAUCUCGUUGUGGUCCUUCGAACCGUUGUUGCUUUCCCAAAUCUUUCCCCAUUUCAACUUCCGCACCUUCGACGAGGCCCAUCUCGACAUUCCGAACACGAAACAGUGGGAGGACUGCUUCUUUGCGGGCGAAGAGCGGAAACGCGUGAAAACCGUGCAAAUCGCCAGGCUCUCUGCGGAAAUCCUGCAAAGUUUUCGACUCGCUGAGGUGAAAACGCUAUGCUUCAACCUGAAUGAGAAGACGAGUCGAAUGGUGAACGAUUGGAUCAAAGUGAAUGGACUGCCUAGCAAACUGCCCAAUCCACUACUCUAUUCCCGGACAUCUGGUCUGACGAAAGCCGACGCUGAGGCGAUAUUUCGACGAUUUGAAGAGAAAGCGAUCCAGUUGCCGAACUUGAAAACCGACGCGGCGAUGAGCGAUUUGUUUGAGCGAAACGCGACAAUGAUCUACGCCACCGAGUGCCCAAAUCAGACACUUUUCCCGUUGAAAAAGUUCCUUCGAGAAGCGGAUUCCUCGGCGAAUCUCCACCAUUUCCAUCUACUCGUCAAACAAAUCAACCCGUGGGUGGCUUAUCGAAAUGUUGUCACACACGUCGUCACGAAAACGGUGCUCAAAAAA
Molecule: messenger RNA, 1053 nt
Organism: Mesorhabditis belari
Lineage: Eukaryota; Metazoa; Nematoda; Chromadorea; Rhabditida; Rhabditidae
Source: the annotation of a GenBank genome assembly